UGUGGCAAAAACAACACGCUUUUGGAGCACAGACACGUCAUCAGCAGAGGCAACUAAGUCAACCCAAAUUGAGCUAACUAUGAGGCCCACAGCAGCCGUGGUUGCCGCAGCAGAAUCGGCCGAAGCAGCAGCAGCAAUGACAGUGGCCACAACAGCAACAGCAAUAGCAACAACAACAGCAACAGCGGCAAGUGCGACAGCAACAACUACAAAUGCGACAAGAGCGCCAGAGACAGUGUUCAUAUCAACAAUUGCGCCAACAUCAAGAGCAGUAGAGCCGACGGCACUCGAACUGUUGGCGGCUGUGGGUGCAAUGUCGUCGGGUUCGACUGCGUCGGAACCGGAUGCGAACAACUCCAAUGAAACGGCAAUGCCGCUGGCGUCCAGCGAGGAAAAUGCCUGGCUGCUGCCCCCGCCUCCGCAUCCGGCCAACGCAGAUGCAUUGACGAAGGGCUUUUCCAUACCCACAUUUCUGCCGCCAUUUCCCGUGUUCGCGGCAGCGGAUCUGCCAGCUUACCGAGCCGCAGCAGCAGCAGCCGAGGCCGCAGCAGCAGAGGCAGCAGCAGCAGCGGAGGCAGCAGCAGCGAAGGCAGCAGCUGCAGCCACCUCGGACAUGGCCACAUUGUCGCCUGAGCAGCAGCGGCAACAAAUGUUUAAUGAGCAACAUUUGUACUUGGCCGCCUACAAUGGCGGAGAGACGGGCGAGGGACAGGUGCCCCGCAGGAAUCUCACAAUGCCGGUGCUAAACAUUACGGCGCAGAUGGGAAAUCACGCGUACAUGCCAUGCCAGAUACAUCGGUUAUCUGAUAAGCCCGUGUCGUGGGUGCGCCUGCGCGAUGGUCACAUUAUUAGCGUCGAUGAGACGACCUUCAUUGCCGACGAGCGGUUUCAAUCGAUAUUCCAGGAGGACAACGACUACAGCUGGUCGCUGCAAAUCAAAUACGCGAAGUCUGCCGAUGCCGGCUGGUACGAGUGCCAAAUGGCCACGGAGCCCAAGCUGAGUGCCAAAGUCCAUCUGGACAUAGUCACGCCCAAGACUGAGCUAAUUGGCGACCAGAGUCGCUUCGUCAAGGCCGGCAGCAAGGUGGCUCUGCACUGCAUCGUGCGCGGAACCCUGGAUCCGCCCAAGUACAUCAUCUGGUUCCGUGGCCAGAAGAAGGUGAGCGAGAGCGACGAGCAGACGGGCUGGUAUACCCAAAUCGACCGGAACAUAUUCGGCAAUGUGGGCGAUAAUCAAAACACGAUCGGUUCAUUAAUUAUACCAUUCGUGCGCAAAGAGGACUCGGGCAAUUAUACGUGCCAGCCUUCGAACAGCGUCUCUGUAUCCGUUGACCUGCACGUGCUCAGUGGUGAAUACUCGGCAUCGGCCAUCAUGUCCGGCGCCGGCUCCCCAACCCAACAGCUCAGCACGUUCCUGUUCCUGUCCCUGCUCCUGCCACUCCUCGUGCUCGGGAUGCCCCUCACGGUGGUGCUGGAACCCAAGACGUGACUUGUGACGUGACUCGCUUAUUGAAUGGCCAUCGCCUGGUGGACUUCAAUUAUUUUUAAGCUCUGCGCUCCGCGCGCAUUUAUGUAAUUUAGGUUAAAGAUUAAUUAGUGCCAGCAUUGUAAAUAUCAAACAGCUUGGGCGUUUAGGAGUUGAGGCAGAAGACGCGGCAGAAGCGGCAGAAGCGGCAGAGGAGAGAACAUGUAACACGAUGUUAAAACUUCUACAAUUAAGUUAAUUCUUAUAAUAUGUAUGUGUGUACUUUGUAAGUCUUAAUUGCAAAACUGGCGGCGAAGAAAAAGGAAUUCUAAGCAGUCGGAAAAAAGGGUUCAUUUCUGAAUGCAAACCUAAAUAAAUA
This is a messenger RNA of Scaptodrosophila lebanonensis, 1844 nucleotides long. RefSeq lists its product as uncharacterized. The transcript has 5 exons. The coding region runs from base 80 to 1489 and encodes 469 amino acids. The record is from RefSeq and is a predicted model, not a curated record. NCBI's taxonomy places the organism in Eukaryota, Metazoa, Arthropoda, Insecta, Diptera, Drosophilidae. Gene Ontology annotation, cellular component: neuron projection membrane. Gene Ontology annotation, biological process: synapse organization.